Molecule: messenger RNA, 2151 nt
Organism: Aphanomyces invadans
Lineage: Eukaryota; Oomycota; Saprolegniomycetes; Saprolegniales; Verrucalvaceae
Exons: 2
Coding region: 53-925 (290 amino acids)
Cellular component (GO): membrane
Molecular function (GO): lipase activity
Source: RefSeq, a predicted model, not a curated record
GUGACAAUCGUUGCCGUGGGGCAAGGCCCCAUCAACCUCGCAGAGAGGCAUCAUGACGCUGCCGCUCUUCGUGGCUGCUGCGGCAGCUCUCUUGGUAACAUUUGUUGUCAUCGUGCACUUGUUUGGUCCUGGCCACGAAGACGCCCCGGAACGCGCUUUAGUGCCCCCACUCGAAGGCGAAGUCACGCUGCGGACGACGUACAAGUACGAAUCCGGUCGCUUGCAAGCGCAUCCUGUGCGUGUGUACACACAGUACUAUUACCCAAACCAAACGGUGCCCAAGGGCGUUGUGAUUUGCCUCCAUGGAAUCUAUGCACAUAGUGGUGGGCUAACUCCCCUCUUCGACGACCUCCUCCAACGCGGCUACGUGGUCGGUGCGCUGGAUUUCCGCGGGUUCGGUCGCACGUCCGGGCGAUUCGGGUAUAUCGAAAAGUUUUCGCACAAUGUAGACGACACGCUUGCGUUCUUGGAAACAACGCGCGCAAAGUUUCCAGGCCAGAAGGUAUUUGUUGUUGGCAUCUCCAUGGGUGGCCUCAUUCUGCUACACACGCUGCUGCGAGCGCGCCAAGGACUGAUCGAUGGCUCAGUUCUCCACGCCCCUCCCGUGCUGCUAGCCGAUGGGGUGCGGCCCGCUGCCAUUGUGGAAGCGGUGUUCCGAGUAUUGGUGAAGGUGUUCCCAAAGCUGCCGGCAAUUCCAACGCACGGGUCGUCCCGCGCCAACAGCAAAGAAGUCGAAGAGGCGGUCGAGACGUCCAAACAGGCAGAUGCUUUAUUUUACAAGGGCUGCCUUCGACUCGGCACUGGCUUGAAUAUGCUCGAAGCGACGCUGGACAUUCAAACGCAACUCCACAAGAUCGAAGGGCCGUUUUGCUUGAUCCAUGGCGACAGCGACCGAGUUUGUGCAUACGAAGGGUCCCAAAGGUAACUUGUUUUGCCAUCCUCCCCAGUGGAUGUUUGUGAAUCGUCGUAGAAUCUUUGAUGCAGCGGCAUCGACGGACAAGCAGCUGAUCACAAUCAAGAACGGCGAACACAAUUUGCUCAAGGAGCCCGCGCGAUUUCAACAUGAAUACUUGCGCCACAUCGGAACUUGGAUAGAUAGCCAUGCCGCCGCGUCGCCACUGGACCAUGCAUUGCCGUGACUAUGCCAGCAAGUGCGGCGCUUCCUGUUCACGACAUCGUGGCCAUUGAGUUGUUUCAUGGCGCUUCGUAUGCCGAUGCAAUAAAGCAGCAGCACACACUAUCAUGCCGUGCCGUGUCAACAGGUUUUCCUUUGUGGGACAUUGGCUAGCAGCAAUACUUCAACCACACGUGGUGAAAUAUCGAGUGGAGUUCUCUCGGAACUGAUGACGGUGGUGGAUGCAGGAGGCACCGGGUGCACUGCUGGUCAGAGCACAUGCACCACAUCGAGCGUCAGAUAACGCAAUAUUGGCUCUAGACAGUAGUCCAAGAUGAACACUCGAGGCUGAUCCAACGCAUGUCGACUUUUUUCUUGGGGACGCACGUCUAGUGUGCUGAAGGAUCCAUUUGCAACGAUAGGGGGCAUGAGUUCGUACGGAUCACAGUGCACAGCCACGUCCUUGGAACUGCGCACAGUCAAAGUCAACCGUGCGCGGUAACCUCAUGUGACGAUUCAACUGGGGCGGUAGCAUGAACAAGAUCUCACGUACAUUUCUGGAUGAUGGCAUCGAAUUGAAAUGGCAGCGACGUCGACUUGAACCAGCAAAAUGUUGAAAUGUGGUACUGCGUACGGCAUUGCACCCGGAAUGGCCAACGACUGUACGCACCAGCUCGGACAUCGCCCAAACACAUUCCCGUCAUGGCCGUACAAGCACAUCUUCCAGUCGCACAGGUCGCGCUCUUUCACUCCAUCCCAUCGCUCGCAAAGGACGUGUCGAUCCUUGGGGACCCUAUCCGGACGAACGAACAAGCCAGGACACCUGAACGAAGUGCUGGCAAGUUGGAAGCUGUAACAAUUGGGGGAAGUCCCUCCUGCGUUUCGGCGCUGGGUGAGGCUGGUACUCGUGGCCAUCCAAGUUCGUUCAUGGCAGGCCAAGUGGUCACCCAUGCGGGCAGGCCGUCCAAGUCGGCUAAUGGCAGGCCAACACAAGCCACCGGCUCGUUGCAAUUGUCCGCGUCGCUUCGCAUUGGCCA